AUGCAUAUCGCAGAGAUUAAGAUGGGGUGCAGAGGUUGUGGCACGCUGGACUUCAUCACACGCUUCAUCUGCUUCAGGCUCUGCAGGCUCCAGGCUUCAGUCUCUGCAGGCUCCAGGUUCCAGGCUCCAGGCUCCAGGUUCCAGGCUCCAGGCUCCAGGCUCCAGUCUCCAGGUUUAAGGCUCCUGGCUCCAGGCUGGGCUUCAGACCCAGCCACCAUGCGCUCUCUGUUGGACAGCAGCUGGGACAAAUAUGGACCGGCCGGCCGGGACUCUCUGGACUGGUCCCCUGGCCCCUCGGGUCAGCCGUCCAGUGACGGACAGGCACCGGACCAGAGCUCAGGUGAGGCCAUGAGUGCCGGAUCCAUCACGUACAUCGUCAUCGCAACCGUCACCUUCUUCCUCGUCUUCUUCAGUGUCCUCGGCUUCCUGUUCAAGCGGCGCAGGCACGUCUUCGGCCUCAACAGCAAGCUGGGAUUGGCCAACGUGAUUAACCUGGAGGACCUGGAGGACCCAGAGAGGAACUGCGAGCUGCUGUCUUCCAUCCGGCGCAGCAGGGGGCAGCAGCUGCCCAGCUCCAGCUCCGAGCAGGACGUGAACGACGGCGUCUUCCUCAUGGUCUACCUGCCCUCGCCGUACGAACAGACUCUCACCAGGAUCGCCAGGGCGGCCAGCACGAAAAGACCCAAAGACCCGGAGCUGAUGCCGCCGAGUCCCGGACCAGAGACCGGCAGCAGAGGUGCAGAAGAGGAAGGGACAAGGCUGGAGGACAAGGCAACCGUAGAAGAAGACAUGAAGGCGGAAAGUAGUUCUGCAGGGAUUUUGUAGGUCAACAAGGAAGCUAGCGUGGCUCUGGUUCCCUGAGAUAAAAAGCCAAUGGGAUUUCUCGGAGGGAUUUUGCAGAAAAUAAGCUCUUUAGUAGUAGUAAGGGUUAUGAUACUUACAGGUUUUAUCCACCGAGGUUAUCUUACAACCAGGUCACAUGACUUCCUGUCACCACCGCUAAGCUAAAGGCGGCUAAUGGUGGGCGCGAUGUCGGCUCAUUUAGCGGCCUCUGUUUUUAAUUCCACCAGAGGGGUAUUUACUGACGUAUUUGUUGUCGUAGGACUAAACGUUAAGAUUUCCUCUGCUUGUGUUAACCACAGGCCUUAUAUCAGGAGUCUAACCCAAAAAUAAUUGAGACAAGCGAGACCAAAAUGGUAAAAUGCUUAAUUUCCGGUCUGAAAUUCAAAUAUCCAAGACCUAAGCUAAAGGUGGCUAAUGUUUCCCAUGAUGACGUUCAGUAGUCUCUUUUAGACACUUGUUAGACACCUCCCCUUUUUUAAAAACAUGACAAAGCUUCACCCUUUGGUGAUUUACUAGAAGAAACAUUUCAAACAUCUUGGACUUCCUGCAUCUAUUUAAAAAGCCCUCUGACUUCAAAGUUCGGGAACUGGCAGUGCAAACAUUUUGACUCAUUUAAGGAUUAUAGGACUCCUUCCUGAAGCUUGCUAUACACAAAAGAGAGAGGAGAGGAUGAUUACAUAUCCAGACUUCCUGCUGAGGAAAACUCAUCAAUCCUACCCAGAGACACAUUAAUCUUGUCCCUAAAAUGAAGAGUUAACCCUUUACAGUGCGACCCCUUUUCUCCCUGUUGGGUUGGCUGGGUCUCCUUCUGUAAAACUGCUUGUAUACCCUCAACCCUGUGAAGCAUGAUGAAGUAAUACUCGUUUUCUUUUCAGGACAAACAGCUUUCAGAAUGUUAAUGCUGCAGGGAAGUUUUAUGACUGCUCUCUGUGUGGUAUGAAUUUCCGCGUGUUGUUUGUGUUUAUGGCCUGAUUGCUAUUUUUUACAUUCAUGUGAAAUCCCUGCAGCAUGAGCAUUCUGAAAGCUGUGUUUGUCCUGGAAAGAAAUAUGAUUAUAAGUUGAUUAUGCAUAACAGGGUUGAGGUUAUGCAAGCAUUUUAUCAGAAGGAGACCCAACGUGAACAAAAGGGCUUGUGUGGAGUUGAAAGAGCUGCACCAACAUCUCUUGCUUUGGAUUUGUUGGUGUGAUCUUUGACUGGAAACUCAUUGCCUGUCUUCAAACCUCCCUUUGGAUAGUAUCCUCAGUGAUUCUCCUUUUAAAAGUCAAUGGCUGCUGGACACUCCCACAGAACGACUGAUUUCCGAUCAUCCUCUAGACCACCACGGUCUGUUUCAGGAACCAAACCUUCGACAGUCCAGUGAGGAGACAGUUCGCUAAGAGCGGUCUGUACCGUCCUGCAACAUGUGCAUUAUAAAAUGACUGAAGAAGGAUCCACUUCAGAGUCUACUGAGUGUUUUGAACAUACCUCCCACAUUAUACCUCACACGUGACCUGGUUUUUAGGUUGUUGGCACGUAGGAUUGUAAAAAACGUACAUCUGGAUUGAAAGCAGGAUUUUCUACAACAAUGUGCAUCACAGCUGUAGCAUCCUUUUUAGAGAUGUAUUUUGUAAUAUCUCUAUUUAUUUUUGCUGUAUAAUAUACCAGUACAUUAACUGUUGUCUUAUUGUCUGACCCUUGGGAUACAAUGACUGACAAUAAAGUGAAGAUUUCUGAUUCA
Eleginops maclovinus (Patagonian blennie) is the source of this 2561-nucleotide messenger RNA. RefSeq lists its product as uncharacterized. Bases 1 to 825 code for a protein of 274 amino acids. The transcript is spliced from 3 exons. The record is from RefSeq and is a predicted model, not a curated record. NCBI's taxonomy places the organism in Eukaryota, Metazoa, Chordata, Actinopteri, Perciformes, Eleginopidae.